This is a messenger RNA of Lonchura striata (white-rumped munia), 639 nucleotides long. The record is from RefSeq and is a predicted model, not a curated record. NCBI's taxonomy places the organism in Eukaryota, Metazoa, Chordata, Aves, Passeriformes, Estrildidae.
AUGCGCCCCGCGCCGCUGCUCGGGCUCCUGCUCUGGGCGCCGCUGCUCUGGGCGCCGCCGGUGCGCGGCUUCCGCCACGGCGUCCACUGGAACGGCAGCAACCCCAGGUUCCUGCGGGACGAUUACUCCAUCCAGGUGGCCAUCAAUGACUACCUGGACAUCUACUGCCCGCACUACGAGGGGCCGGUGCCCGCCGGGCGGGCAGAGACCUUCACGCUCUUCAUGGUGGACCGGGAGGGUUACCGAGGCUGCUACGAGACCCCCGGCGCCUUCAAGCGCUGGGAGUGCAACCGGCCCCGGGCUCCCUUCGGGCCCGUCCGAUUCUCCGAGAAAAUCCAGCGCUUCACCCCCUUCUCACUCGGCUUCGAGUUCCAGCCGGGGGAGACCUACUAUUACAUCUCCGUGCCCAGCCCCGAGAGCGCCGGACGAUGCCUGAAGCUGCGCGUCACCGUCUGCUGCCGAGGCACCACGCCAGAGCCGGUGACGGAGGUGCCAAAUUCGCAGCCCCGAGGGCGUGGGGGCCCCGACGGUGAGUACGGGAGCGGGGCUGAUGUGGCUCCUGCCCGGGGCUCCGCGCUCCCAUCGCCGCCCUGCGGCCCGUGCCUGCCGCUCGUGCUCCUGGCCCUGCUCUGGAUCUGA